Aureobasidium subglaciale EXF-2481 is the source of this 435-nucleotide messenger RNA. RefSeq lists its product as uncharacterized. Lineage: Eukaryota; Fungi; Ascomycota; Dothideomycetes; Dothideales; Saccotheciaceae. Gene Ontology annotation, molecular function: triacylglycerol lipase activity. The record is from RefSeq and is a predicted model, not a curated record. Bases 1 to 435 code for a protein of 144 amino acids. The transcript has 2 exons. Gene Ontology annotation, biological process: lipid catabolic process.
AUGAGGUCUUUUGUCAACUUCGCGGCUCUCGCAUCCUCCCUGUUCCAUCUCAGUACCGUCAAUGCUAUCCCAACUCCGCUCAAACGUGCCAGUGCUCCCCCACUACCUCAGGAUGUCACUUUCUACCUCGCCUCCUCUGGCUUCGAAUCCUCUGCCCCAAGCACGAUCCUCAAGUCCAGACCUCUAAAGGACUUCUCUUUCUCCGGCAGUGUCCCUCUUCAGGUUCAGGCUGCAUUACUGUCGUAUCAGACGGCAGAAGAUGCGGCUUGGGAUGGCUGUGCACCCUCGUUUACUGUCCGUCAGUAUUCGGAUCGUAACAAUGGUGGACCUCUUGCUGGAGAGAUGCUUAUCAUCUUUGCUGCCUUGAACGAAGGUUAUGUUGUUAGCAUUCCAGAUUACGAGGGUCCUAUGUCGGCCUAUACUUCUGGGAUUUAA